Molecule: messenger RNA, 1764 nt
Organism: Durio zibethinus
Lineage: Eukaryota; Viridiplantae; Streptophyta; Magnoliopsida; Malvales; Malvaceae
Product: auxin efflux carrier component 6-like
Biological process (GO): auxin polar transport; auxin export across the plasma membrane
Cellular component (GO): plasma membrane; endoplasmic reticulum
Molecular function (GO): auxin efflux transmembrane transporter activity
Source: RefSeq, a predicted model, not a curated record
AAAUAUUUUAAAAGAUGAUAACAGCCGGUGAUUUUUACAAGGUGAUGUGUGCAGUGGUUCCACUGUAUUUCGCAAUGUUGGUUGCGUACGGGUCAGUGAAAUGGUGGAGAAUAUUCAGCCCGGAGCAAUGUUCCGGGAUCAACAGGUUCGUGGCUGUUUUUGCCGUGCCGGUGUUGUCUUUCCAUUUCAUAGCUCAAAACAACCCGUACCAAAUGGACACCAAGUUCAUCUUGGCUGAUACCCUGUCCAAGCUUCUGGUCCUUGUCUUGCUCUCGGUUUGGGCUAUCUUCUUCCCCGGUGGAUCACUCGAUUGGCUCAUCACCCUUUUCUCUGUUGCUACUUUGCCCAACACUCUUGUCAUGGGCAUCCCUUUGCUUAAUGCUAUGUAUGGAGAUUUCACUCAAAGUCUCAUGGUGCAACUCGUUGUUCUUCAAUGCAUCAUCUGGUACACGCUAAUGCUCUUCCUCUUCGAAUACAGAGCAGCAACUCUCUUAAUCAAAACCCAAUUCCCAGGACCCACGGCCGCUACCAUUUCCAAAUUCGAGCUUGAUAACGACGUAAUCUCAUUGGACGGCCGUGAUCCUCUCCGUACAGAAUCCGAAACCGACGUCAACGGUCGUAUCCGCGUCCGCAUCAGGCGUUCCACUUCAUCGGCCCCGGACUCAGCUCUAUCAUCCUCCAUCUGCCUCACACCUAGGGCAUCCAACCUGUCCAACGCUGAAAUCUUUUCCGUUAAUACCCCGGGAGGACCAAAUAAUAACGAGAUUGUUUUCUGUAAUGGCGACUUGGGGUUCGGUUACCGUGCCGUUAGUCCCCGUUUGUCGGGAUACGCUUCGUCGGAUGCUUACUCUUUGCAGCCGACGCCAAGGGCUUCGAAUUUUAACGAAAUGGAUGUGAUUACGACGACGGCGGCGGCGACUGGGAAUACACCAAUAUGGAUGAGGUCUCCCGUGGCGGGCACAAAAGUUCUCCGGCAGCCAUCUCCAGUGGUUCCUGCUAGGAAAAUGGUUUGGGAGUGUCAAGAUGGAGGUGGUGGUGAUAAUAGACAGGGAUUCAAAGACCUUGGUGAGAAGGAAAUUAGCUUUAGGGACAGCUCCAAAAUAACAGUAGCAGAGGUGGCAGAUGGAAAGGAAUCUGCAGUGAGCAAACAAGAAAUGCCAAAUGCAAUAGUCAUGCUAAGACUCAUACUAAUUGUGGUCGGAAGGAAGCUCUCUCGCAAUCCAAAUACUUACUCAAGUAUAUUAGGCCUUCUUUGGUCUCUCAUCUCCUUCAAGUGGAAUGUUGGGAUGCCAAGUUUGGUGAAAUACUCAAUAAAAAUAAUUUCUGAUGCAGGCCUUGGGAUGGCAAUGUUCAGUUUAGGGUUAUUCAUGGCACUUCAGCCAAGAAUUAUUGCCUGUGGCGCAAAAAGAGCAACAAUGGGGAUGGUGAUCCGUUUCCUAUGUGGCCCUGUAAUAAUGUCCAUGGCGUCAAUUGUCAUGGGAUUAAGAGGAGCAAAACUACAUGCUGCCAUAGUACAGGCAGCACUUCCCCAAGGGAUAGUACCAUUUGUUUUUGCCAGGGAAUACGGUUUGCAUCCUGACUUAUUGAGCACAGGGUAAGUUAAAAUCAAAAGUACUCAACAUCUGUUCAGUUUUUGUUGGUAUUCUUUGAUGUCUCAUUUUCUUAAGACCUUUCGAUUAGCUGUAUUUCUGUUUUUUUCAUAGGAUGUUGACAUUACAUGAAUAACACAUUGAUGCACUUAUAUUCUUGCAGGGUCAUCUUUGG